GCACCGGAAGACGGAGGUCCUCUUUCCUUGCCUAACGCAGCCAUGGCUCGUGGUACCAAGAAGCAUCUGAAGCGGGUAGCAGCUCCAAAGCAUUGGAUGCUGGAUAAAUUGACCGGUGUGUUUGCUCCUCGUCCAUCCACCGGUCCCCACAAGUUGAGAGAGUGUCUCCCCCUCAUCAUUUUCCUAAGGAACAGACUUAAGUAUGCCCUGACAGGAGAUGAAGUAAAGAAGAUUUGCAUGCAGCGGUUCAUUAAGAUUGAUGGCAAGGUCCGAACUGAUAUAACCUACCCUGCUGGAUUCAUGGAUGUCAUCAGCAUUGACAAGACGGGAGAGAAUUUCCGUCUGAUCUAUGACACCAAGGGUCACUUUGCUGUACGUCGUAUUACACCUGAGGAGGCCAAGUACAAGUUAUGCAAAGUGAGAAAGAUCUUUGUGGGCACAAAAGGAAUCCCUCAUCUGGUGACUCAUGAUGCCCGCACCAUCCGCUACCCCGAUCCCCUCAUCAAGGUGAAUGAUACCAUUCAGAUUGAUUUGGAGACUGGCAAGAUUACUGAUUUCAUCAAGUUCGACACUGGUAACCUGUGUAUGGUGACUGGAGGUGCUAACCUGGGAAGAAUUGGUGUGAUCACCAACAGAGAGAGGCAUCCUGGAUUUUUUGACGUGGUUCACGUGAAAGAUGCCAAUGGCAACAGCUUUGCCACUCGACUUUCCAACAUUUUUGUUAUUGGCAAGGGCAACAAACCAUGGAUUUCUCUUCCCCGAGGAAAGGGUAUCCGCCUCACCAUUGCUGAAGAGAGAGACAAAAGACUGGUGGCCAAACAGAGCAGUGGGUGAAAUGGGCCCCUGGGUGCCAUGUCAGACCUUUGUACGUAAUUAAAAAUAUUGUGGCAGGAAAAAAAAAAAAAAAAAAAA
Molecule: messenger RNA, 912 nt
Organism: Rhinopithecus roxellana (golden snub-nosed monkey)
Lineage: Eukaryota; Metazoa; Chordata; Mammalia; Primates; Cercopithecidae
Product: 40S ribosomal protein S4, X isoform-like
Exons: 1
Coding region: 43-834 (263 amino acids)
Biological process (GO): translation
Cellular component (GO): cytosolic small ribosomal subunit; ribosome
Molecular function (GO): RNA binding; structural constituent of ribosome
Source: RefSeq, a predicted model, not a curated record